AUGCCUUCCGGCCGCAGAUCUGGCCGCUUCAAAGGUCCCAGGGCGGUUUACAUUGAUGAUCCAUUUAAGGCAGCUGGGAUCAGUGAUGAUGAGGACUCAACCAAGCAGGAGAGUUCUCGCAAGGGGAAAAAGAAGCGAGCCCCAACAGAAGAUUCAGCCUCAGAUAAUGAAUUUGUGGCUGGCUCGGGUGAAGAAGCUGAUGAGGGAAUUGAGGAAGAAGACGAGCUAGAAGAUGAGCCCGAAGAGGAGGUAGAAGAAGAAAUUGGACUAGAUGCGGAUGCCUCUGACCCCGAAGAAAUGGACGUCGACGGCAUCGGGAAUACUCCUAGGAAAGAGCGCUCGAUACCGUUCCAACACGACGCGAGCGUCAAAAAGCGAAGGGCAGAUGGAACAGUUGUACCAUCUGCUGAAGAGACACAUACUCGUGGCAUCAUCGAACCCAGAGAUCACUUGUCCAAAGGCACUUAUUACAAUCUCACUUUCGGUUCUGACGAUCGAGACCUGAUGCCAGCCAUCCACUUCCGGAUGCGAUGGAACAAGGGUAUAGAUGCGGUCUUUCCCUCUCGCGUCACCCUGGAGGAGACAGAGAAGAAGCCUGAAUACCUGUACGGUCCCACGUUUGGGGUUCACCCCGAUGAUGUUAUGAAAGAAAGCACCCGUGGAUGGGACUGGUACUAUGACCAGGACACUGGAGAGAGAUUCCGGAAAAGACAGCGCAUUGAGACGAUGAAAGAAUCAAUCGUGUUCCAAAAUUACCUGCCUCAACCAGACACGCGAAAGCAUGGCAUUUUACUGGGGCCGCAUGAUAAUCAACAACUAUUCGAAUUGGGAUAUCAUGAGACUUUUGACUAUGGAAAGGCCUGGGAGAAACCAGGCUCCAAACCAGGCGGAUCGGGAGCUGGGACCAAAAGGGUUCGAGAAGGUUGGAUGCUAAACAUCGGUCAAAAGGCACAUUGCAUGACUUGGGCUCCAAACCAGAAUGGUCUCACCCAGUAUCUUGCUGUGGCGGCGCCGAUUACAGAAGAUCAGAAGAACCAGUACAAAUCCGAGGAAAGUGAGCCUAUCUCAUCGUUUCAACCCUCGGAGCCUUUCCCUAGCGCUCUGCAGAUUUGGGAGUUCAAAGCCAAACCGAGCGAGACUCCUACAAUGACCCUCGAUAUGGAAUCCAAACCCCGUCUUCGACAAGUCCUGUGUGCUGACUGGGGUGACUUGAGACGCAUGGUAUGGUGCAAUUUGCCUCGGACCGAACGAGUGGAGGACGAAGAAGAACAAGCAUCCAUUGGUCUACUCGCAACAGUUUGGGGAGAUGGAUAUGUCAGAGUUUUGGAUAUAAAAACAAGUACAGAGUCACAAGGAACCGAAUUCCGUGAGUACCCCUUUCGAGAGACUCUCACGAGUCCCGCUAAUGCGCAAGAUAUAGUCAAAAUCAAAUCGCCUGCGUUUGAGGCCAAACCACCAUCAACAGUUUGUACAUGUGUCACUUGGCUAUCCCCCAGUGAUCUUGCAGUGGGAUGCGGUAAUGGCUUUGUGGCUAUCUGGAACAUCGAACCUUCCUCUGCGUCUGAACCUACACCUUAUUUCUACCGGCCACUCCACGCCACCUACAUACUCGACAUCACCUCGGCAUACCCGGUCCACCCCCAACUAAUGACCACCAUUGCUAUGGAUGGCGAAACAAGGAUGUGGUCGGUCCUCGAUCCCACCAGUGAAAUGGCCUCGACGGGCCGCAUGCGAGGGGCCUCUCCCUUCGUCAGUUAUUCUCCCAUCUGCCAGUCCGUUAUUGCCGGGGAUGAAAAUGAAUUCGCUCGCGUGAUUCCAAUUCGACGAUUUUUUACCACCACCACCAUUGCGCGACUCAGCAGCAUCAUUUCGGCCAUGGCGCAAUGCAGCAAUCAUCACCCCUGUGCCUUAUUUGGCAGUACCGCAGGUGAGGUCGUAGGAACAAAUCCCUUCCGACGAGUGGUUUACAACAAGGAGCAAAUCUGGCAGCAGAUAUGGUUUACACAUGAAUGGAUUCCCACCUCUAAGACGGGCACUAUGGGCACUAGUCGGUUUCAUGACGGAUACCGGGCAGAAAACCAGAAGCUGGCAAUGCACAAGCUGUUCGAGACCAACCCCGUGAAUGGGAUGGGGACCUCGACGAUCUACGAAGAAAACACUCAUGUCACAGCCCUCGGGUGGAACCCCAACCGCCCUUGUGCAGCGUGGGCCAGCGCUGCGCUGGGGUGUGGAUUGGUAAGAGUGGAAGAUCUUGCCAUCUAG
Penicillium verrucosum is the source of this 2262-nucleotide messenger RNA. RefSeq names its product transcription factor TFIIIC subunit TFC6. The record is from RefSeq and is a predicted model, not a curated record. Bases 1 to 2262 code for a protein of 753 amino acids. Gene Ontology annotation, biological process: transcription by RNA polymerase III. The transcript has a single exon. Gene Ontology annotation, cellular component: transcription factor TFIIIC complex. NCBI's taxonomy places the organism in Eukaryota, Fungi, Ascomycota, Eurotiomycetes, Eurotiales, Aspergillaceae. Gene Ontology annotation, molecular function: protein binding.